Molecule: messenger RNA, 1416 nt
Organism: Trichophyton rubrum CBS 118892
Lineage: Eukaryota; Fungi; Ascomycota; Eurotiomycetes; Onygenales; Arthrodermataceae
Exons: 5
Coding region: 1-1416 (471 amino acids)
Cellular component (GO): mitochondrion
Source: RefSeq, a predicted model, not a curated record
AUGCCUCAACCUCAAAAUGCUUCAAAUUGGGACGACGAGAGCUUCUAUCGCUAUACUGGCGGGCGCUGGCUGUAUAAUGAAGACAAACAGAUGGCAGAUCGGUCCGUCAGAUUCAACAUGACAGAACUGGUUCGAGCCGCUGCUAUAUCCCAAGGCUGCGAUAUAUCUGCUUGCAUCAAAGUGGAAAAACUACCUGAAGGAGACUACAACAAGGUCUCUCUAAUCAGCCUGCAUGGUGGACACCAAGUGGUUGCGAAAGUGCCUAACAAAAAUGCUGGAUUACCUUUCUAUACUACAGCUAGCGAGGUUGCCACCAUGAACUUCGGAAGAAACGUUGCUGGGCUUCCAAUACCAAAGGUGUACGCCUGGAAUCCACAUACAUCUGGUAACGAUGUCGGUGCAGAUUACCAAGAUAUUGUUGUUGGACCCAGCACAGAAAGAAAGUUUGUACAUGAUGGGAAAAGGGCUGUGAAUAUAGAAAAAGGCCCUUGGAAUUCUGCGUUAGGAUAUAUUCUGGCCUCCUCCACACGGGAAAGAGAAUGUAUUGUUCGAGGACUUAGGUUUCCGCGGCCGGAGGGAAUAUUUGGUGGCCCCGGAGGCUAUAAGCCUACAGCAAAGAGCAAACUCGAUGUGCUAGAUGACUUUGAGAAGGUUGCAGCAUAUCUUCUUCCCAAAGACGCAUCUGUACAUAUUCCAGUUUUGUGGCACGGUGAUCUCCAUGACAAUAAUAUCUUUGUCGACCCGGAUGAUCCAUCGAAAGUCCUCACCAUCAUCGAUUGGCAAACUACUCAUAUCGCACCACUCUUCCAACAGGCUCGGACUCCAGGAUUUCUCGACUUCAUCGGCCCUCAUCCGUCCCUUGGCCUUAUACCCAUGCCUCCGCUACCAGACAAUUUCGAUUCCUUGAGUGCAGCCGAGAAGGAAGAAGCCGAGAAGUUGCAUUCAAAGCAAUCGCUGUUUAAGAUCUACGAAAUACAGUCUGGCCGCAACAACAUGCCUGUCUUUAAGGCACUGCAGCAUUCACAGACUCUGGGCAUCCAAAUCAUUUCACUCAUCUUCCAAGUGUUCAACGAUGGAGAACCUAUCAUAAAAGGGCAACUAAUAAAACUCGCACUUGACUGGGAAAAAGUUGUGGGCCCAAACGGUCCCCCCUGCCCGCUUCAAUUCACCGAAGCUGAUAUUGCAGCGCAAAGGGUGGAUCAGCAAAGGUGGGAAGAAGGAGUACAAAUGAAAGGGGAUGUAUUGGAGGCUCUUGGAGGUGCAGCACAUGGCUGGGCGGGCUGGUCCAGCCAUGAGGAUUACGAUGUGCUCACGAAGAAACUUGAAAUAGUCAAGGAGCAAUUUCUAGAAUACAUGGCUAACAAUGAAGCUGAGAAGACAGCGUGGGAAAAUGUAUGGCCAUAUAGGGAUGAUUAA